Molecule: messenger RNA, 2552 nt
Organism: Fimicolochytrium jonesii
Lineage: Eukaryota; Fungi; Chytridiomycota; Chytridiomycetes; Spizellomycetales; Powellomycetaceae
Product: kinase-like domain-containing protein
Exons: 7
Coding region: 163-2484 (773 amino acids)
Biological process (GO): signal transduction; protein phosphorylation
Molecular function (GO): protein serine/threonine kinase activity; ATP binding
Source: RefSeq, a predicted model, not a curated record
UUCGGCGUCGCCAAAGCGAAAGACGUUGCGCACAUCGAACGCCACGCCAACAUCAGCAAACCCGACAAGUUAAUACGCCAACCCUCCGACGGAUCGGAAAGCCACCAAACCCACUUUAUCGUCCGCGUCUACUUCGGCAACCUCACCUACAGCGCCAUCCGCAUGCCUGUCGAGGCCACCGCGACGCACGCGAAAGGACUACUAUUGGCGAAGUUGUCGAUCAAUAAUUCGGGGGAGAUGUUUGGCCUUUUUGUGCAUUCGCCGGAUGGGAAAGAGAGGGAGUUGACGGCGGAUGAGCGGUUGUAUAAUGUGAUGCUGUCGUGGGCGACUACGGAGUACUUUUUGUUCAAGAAUAGGCCAGUGAAUAAUCAGUUGCGGCACAAGCGGCUAAGCACACAAAGCGUAGACGCCAGCCAAUUCCAACUCAACGAACCAGCCCCGCAAGCCCGCCGCGUCGCCAAACUCGCCGGCUUCUUCGGCCUCGCGCCCAGCCCCACGGCCACUACCCCCAUCCCCGAAUCCUUGGGCAAGAACCUCAUCCACCAACCCUCCGAAUACGAAGACCUGCAAACCAUCUUCAACCAGCUCUCUAACGUCACCACCUCCUCCUCUUUACAAGCUAACCUCCGCCGCCGUAAAUCGCUUGCGGCCCCACAGGCCCCACAGGGCGGGCAACCACCAGGUCCGGAGCGACUGGGCGUGUUACGCAAGGAAUUCACGUCCUCGAUCGCGGCGCUGUCGACGACGCUGUACAAGGAGGGGUGGAUGGAGGUGUUGAUCAACCCGACCGCUGUGAACGCCAAGAAGCCGUGGACGUGCGUGUGGGCGAAACUGGACGGGGACGUGUUGACGGUGUUCCCGAAUGAGAGGGAUGAGGCGGUCGCGGGGACGCCGACGGCGGGGUCGUUGCCCGAUCGUGCGGCGACGAGGGUGAGGUUGCAGGGGUGUACUGUUGUCACGGGCGAGGGGGUGGUGUCUAAGAGGCAGUUUGUGUUUACGGUUGUGGAGGCGGCUCAGAGUGUGGGGGUGGCUGAGGUUGUGGGUGCUGCUGCAGGGAGUAAAGCGAGCCCGCCGCCACCCACCGCCGCUGCCGGGGCAACCACAACAAGCAACGAUAAACCGAAAUCGCUGGUAUUGGCGACGAAAUCGGCAACGGAAAUGAUCGACUGGAUCGACUGUAUCCGCACCUCCGCCCGGCGCCGGCCACCCACCACCUCCUUCUCCGCAUCCCGAGACAGCAUGCACGACCACUCACAGCACCCAUCCCGCAAAACCUCCGUCCCCGUCCCGCCCCGGACCUCCACCCACACCUCCACCCGACCUUCCGUCGCCGCCAACAACAAUACGACCUCCCUCAUCCCCACCGACCUCGAAGACCCAUCCCUCCUCCUCCCCACUUCCUCCUCCCACGCCUCCGAAGACGAAACCACCCUCACAAUGGCCGACUUUGAGCUCCACCGCGUCAUCGGCCGCGGCAAAUACGCCAAAGUUCUCCUCUGCAGCCGCAAGUCCACCAACAACGUGUACGCCAUCAAAGUCCUCAACAAACGUCGCUCCAUCUCCUCCUCCCUCGGCGACGGCGGUGAAGGCGACGCAAACGAGGAAGGGCGGAUCCUCCGAUCGAUCCAUCACCCGUUCAUUGUGGGGUUGCAUUAUGCGUUCCAGAGCGCGGAUCGGCUUUAUCUUGUGAUGGAGUAUAUCAAUGGCGGUGAGCUGUAUUUCCAUGUGAGCAGGUUUGGACGGUUUGGUGAGGAGCGGGUGAGGUUUUAUUGUGCCGAGUUGGUGUUGGCAUUGCAGUGUUUGCAUGAUAAGGGGAUUGUAUAUAGGGACUUGAAGCUGGAGAAUAUUUUAUUGAGUCGGGAGGGACAUGUGAAGAUUACGGAUUUUGGGCUGAGUAAGCAGGAGACGGAGGAUGAGGAGUCGGAUAGUGAGGCGGAUAUGGUAUUUGUGGUUGGGACGUUGGAGUACCUGUCACCGGAAGUUCUCGAAGGCUACCCGCACACCGCCGCGGCGGAUCUCUGGGCGCUCGGAGUCGUGACGUUCGAGAUGCUGUGCGGGUACCACCCAUUCCAUUCGGAAGACCGGGAAGAGAUCCAAGCCAACAUCCUUGAAUCGCCGGUGGAGUUCCCUGAAUGGGUAUCACCUGAAGCGAAAGAUUUCAUUGCGGGUCUGUUGAAACGCAACCCGCGGCUGAGAUUGAAGGGGGAGGCUAUAAGGAAACACCCAUUCUUUGCGGGGGUGGAUUGGAGGAAGUUGUUUGAUUUGGAGGUUGAGGUGCCGUUUAAGCCUGAGCUGACUGGAGACUACGAUGUCAGUUUCUUCGAGGCCGAGUUCACGGAGGAAGCUGCGGUGCUGACCCCAGACGGCUCGCGACCGUCUUUGGAGGAUAGAGGAGGAUAUCAGGAGCAGCAACCUCAUCAUGGCGAGAACGAUAGCUCGCACGCGGAAGAGGAUGUUGAUGCGAGGAUGCGGUCGAUCGAUUGAUGGAUGGACUGGAGUUUCGCGGGAGAAUGCGGUGAAUCGACGUUAUUUUCUGGACGGUGGGGGAGAGU